GGCCGACGGCGGGCGUGAGCGGAAAACUGACUUUUCUACCAUCCUAUAGGACUAAGAGGCGGGCCCAGGGGGCGCGGUCAUUGCCUCCCUUUUUUUUAUCGAACCAAAAAGGAGGGCAGUCAGUUACUGGCGGCCAAAUGAACCAAUAAACGACGAAAACGGGCCCGUGAGCGCCGAACGGCGUUCGCUCUGCUCUCCGGGAUAGGCCAAGGGCGGCGGGAACAGCCCCGGAUGUGGGCAGAACCGUGAGGUGCGGAGGGCCUCCGCUGCGGCGGUUUGGAGAGGCGGAACUAUGUCUUCUCCUUAAUUAUCAUGUGAGGGCCUAAGAAUUUAAUGGGGGGAAAAGUGUGGAAGAGGAUUAGGAUCCAAACUGGCGGAUUUCCCGACCUUCGCUGCCCUCUCGGCUCUCCCGCCAGCCGCGCUACCAGGUUGUGUCUCCCUUAUUUCGUCCCCGAAACAGCCUCUUUAAACUGUUUAAAUGAGAAUGUCCUUGGCUCAGAGAGUACUCCUCACCUGGCUUUUCACAUUACUCUUCCUCAUCAUGCUGGUGUUGAAACUGGAUGAGAAGGCACCGUGGAGCUGGUUCCUCAUAUUUAUUCCAGUCUGGAUAUUUGACACUAUCCUUCUUGUCAUGCUGAUUGUGAAAAUGGCCGGACGGUGUAAGUCUGGCUUUGACCCUCGACACGGAUCACACAACAUUAAAAAAAAAGCCUGGUACCUCAUUGCAAUGUUACUUAAGUUAGCCUUCUGCCUUGCACUGUGUGCUAAACUGGAACAGUUUACUACCAUGAAUCUUUCCUAUGUCUUCAUUCCUUUAUGGGCCUUACUGGCUGGCGCUCUAACAGAACUUGGAUAUAAUGUCUUUUUUGUGAGAGACUGACCUCCGAGUACAUCGUCUCACUUCUGUUGCUGUUCAACAAGCUAUACAGUAUUCCGAAUGUUUGCAAGUUUAAAGGAUAACAGAACUAAGGGAAAAUAUCAAGUGUAGUCUUAAACUACUAUGAAACAGGAUUGGUGUGGCACGAACUUGUAGCCAACCCAAAGCUAAAUUAUUCAAUAUCUUAAGUUGAUAUCUUUAUCCCUGUGUAAAUAAAGCUUGUUUCUGACCUCA
Mus caroli (Ryukyu mouse) is the source of this 1111-nucleotide messenger RNA. RefSeq names its product transmembrane protein 60 (gene Tmem60). The record is from RefSeq and is a predicted model, not a curated record. NCBI's taxonomy places the organism in Eukaryota, Metazoa, Chordata, Mammalia, Rodentia, Muridae.